AUGAAGUCGACGCAGCAGGACACGCAGCUCAACAGCCAGCUCAACAACUCCUUCGGCAGCGGCUACACGGUGUUCGCCCCCACCGACAACGCCUUCACUAGCCUCAAGCCCGGCACGCUCAACAAGCUGUCGCAGCAGGAGCAGGUGUCGCUGGUGCAGUACCACAUCCUCCCGCAGUUCUACUCCCUCGACUCCUUCGAGACCGCCAGCAACCCCGUCCGCACCCAGGCCUCCGGCUCCGACGGGCCCUACACCCUCAACAUCACCGCCGACAGCAACAACCAGGUCAACGUCUCCACGGGGCUCGUCGCCACCAGGGUCGGCACCGCGCUGCGCGACACGCAGCCGCUAGCCGUCUACUCCGUCGACAAGGUGCUCCUGCCCAACGACCUGUUCGGCGUCAAGCCGCCGUCGUCGGCGCCGCCCGCCCCCAACAAGAAGCCGUCCAAGGGGGGAUCCGUGGCCGAGGCGCCCGCCGGCUCGGCCGACUCCGCGCCCACCGGCGCCGCGGCCGGCGGCGCCAGGGUCGCCUGGUGGAGCGUGUUGGCCGCCGUGGUUCUGGCCGCGGCGAGCAGCCUGCUGUAAGAAUAUAUAUCCGCGGACAAGUUAUGGAUCGUCGUCCCAACAAACACGGCGAGAGCCUGCGUGCAUGUGUAUGAGUAGUUCUUGUUGCGAUUUCAUUUUCCUCUCCUCCUCUUGAUCUUGGAUUUGUUUGUUGCUAUCACCUGGUUUGGAGAAAACCGGGGCACGUGAUCCCGAUCCCUGAAUGAUGCUCAGUUACUGCGAUGUUUAUUUCUCCA
This is a messenger RNA of Setaria italica (foxtail millet), 800 nucleotides long. RefSeq names its product fasciclin-like arabinogalactan protein 11. Bases 1 to 585 code for a protein of 194 amino acids. The record is from RefSeq and is a predicted model, not a curated record. The transcript has a single exon. NCBI's taxonomy places the organism in Eukaryota, Viridiplantae, Streptophyta, Magnoliopsida, Poales, Poaceae.